Molecule: messenger RNA, 1242 nt
Organism: Mesorhabditis spiculigera
Lineage: Eukaryota; Metazoa; Nematoda; Chromadorea; Rhabditida; Rhabditidae
Source: the annotation of a GenBank genome assembly
AUGUUCGUAAAUGGCAGGCUCGUGGCUUUAGUCGGUGACGAAGUCAGUUGCCCGCUGCAUGGGCGUAACGCGAUUACCGAGGGUACCGAUCAAUGGUCUGAAAACGGUCGGGCGAUGGUGGUCAACGGCUGUCACAGCGAGUGCGGUUGCCAGGGGGAAGUUCCGGCACCGAUUGUGGUGGGCCGUUGGAUAUUGGCGGCGGUCGUGGCGGUUCUGGCCAGUGUGCUGCUGUUCUUGCUGUACGCCUCUGAGCACGUGCAGCCGCUGCACGCCGUGAACAUCUGGGCGGUGUCCGGCUCACCCUUGCUGAUCUGGCUCCUCGCGUUUGGCGCGCGCGCUUACUUCUACGGUAGUGCGCUGAGUCAUCAGCAGUUUCUUGAGGAGGAGGCACUGGUUGCGCAACAGGCCUGGCAGGGCUGGGCGCAACGGUAUAUGGCGGUGUGCGGCAGUUGCGUGCUGCUGCCGGAUCAGGUGUCUGCCAGCGCGCUGGCGCAAGGCGCUGUCAGCUUUCCAAACCGUAGCGGGCAAGCAAGGCGCAUUACGGCAUUGUUGAUCCCGCAUGUGCGUGCGCUAACGGGGUUGCAGUUGCUGCUUCAGGCGCUGGACGCGACAUUGCUGGCUCUGCCUGCGGCCCAUGCAUCACUGGCGCUGCGCGAUGCCUGGAAGCAGAGCUGGGUGGCCGUGAUGGGCACGCCCAUACCGGAAAAACUCACCGUGACUGAUGAACUGCCCUACCAGUGGAUUGACGACAUAUUGAAGACGGCCAGCCCGGCCCUUCAGUUGAUCCUGGUGUUGCAGGUACGCGGCGAGGUGGCGUAUUCCGAUGGAUUGGCGGCUUUGCUGUUGUGUCCGGACAGGCUGGCAUCCGAGUGGGAGCUGCCUGUGCAGGGAAGGUUGUUGCGACCGAUGCCGUUGGACACCACCCAGUUAAAGAACGAACUGACGCUGUUCAUGCAAACCCAGCCCAUCGCGCGUCAGGCCUCAAGCGUGUUGGCGGACGACGCAGACUGGCAUCCAUUGACCGGCGAUGUCGCGGCUAUCAGCGGCCUUUGCGGCGCGUCACUGACGGCAGGGCAACUAUGGAUUCAGGAAUACCUCUGGGGACGCUCGGGACCUUUCAGCCACUGGCUGGUGGCAGCCCUUGGGAUUGAAGUCGCCCGACAUCAGCAACGGCCUUUGCUGUUGCUGACUCGGGACGAAACGCGGCAUUGGAUCAGCACCGUUACCACUGGAGAGUUGGCA